AUGGGAGAUCUAGAAUUCGCAAAAGUUCACAACUCAGCUAUCUUUCAUGAAAAUUCUCCAACAGCUCACAAUGAUCUAAAAUUCAUUGUUGAAGGACUGAAGAAAUGUUAUCUGGUUCAUGCUUUAACAACUAGCCCGACAAUUUAUCCGAAUUUGAUGAAAGAUAUCUGGAGAAGUGUAGUCGUGAAGAAGGAUGGCAAAGACGAAAAGUACCUUGAAGCCACUAUACAAGGAAAGAAUAUUCAAGUUUUAGAAAGUAUUAUUCGAGAAUCACUUCAAAUUGAUGACAUACCAGAAUAUUCAAUGGAAAUUGAUGUACAUCAAACUGAAGAUGUUCUAGACCACAUGGGGUAUGAGGGAACAUUUCCUCCUACCAUCAAGAAACUGCUUCCUCCCUACUGGAAAUAUUUAGCUCAUGUAUUUGUGAGCUGUAUUUCUGGUAGGAGAUCUGGUGCGAACGAAAUCUCUCUGGUGAACAUAGGAGCCAUCGUAGCUUUGGCUUCGGGAUUUGAGUUUAAGUUUUCAAAGUUUUUCCUACACGAACUGGUUCUGAAUACUGAAAGAAACAAGAGAGACAAAUUUUUGGUGUACCCAAGAUUUCUUCAGAUUAUUUUCAAUGCCAUGCAUCGUGAGCUUCAAAGAGGAAAUGAGACAUUGGAUCUUAAAUCUGUUGGUCCAUGUGUAUUUGGAUUAAUGAAGCAUAAACGAGGAGGAAAGUUUGGUUUUGAAGGGAAAUUUCCCUUAAUAAAAUUUGGAAUUUUUGCUGAAGAUAGUGAUCAAUCAGACUCGGAAGAUCAAUCAAUUCCUACAGAGACUAAAGACGUUGUGAUUUCAACUUCUGAGCCGGAAAUUGAAGAGGUUCAUGUUUCUCCUAUAGCUGUAGUGGUUGAGGAUUAUGAUCAGUUACAUCAUGUGGAAGUUGAAACACAAUCUAUCCAGGAAGAAGAUGAUGAAGAUCUUAAUGAUGAUGUGGAGUUUUUGAAAGAGAUAGACUUCACCGGGAUUAGUGAUGAUAUUCCUACAAACAUCGAACUCGAUCUUGAUGAUGACGAGUUUGGUCCAUUUUUGGGGCGUGACAACGGCUGUUUUAGAAAGGUCAAUGAAUUUGCUUCUUCAACAAGCAAGACUAGGGAAGACAUUAAUGUUCUCAAGAUUUUACUCUCCUCUUCCAAGCCUUUGGAGAUUUCUUCAAGUCAAAGAGAUGUGAAUUCAGCGAUUCCUCCCUUUAUUUCAACUAUCUCUACUUAUGCUCUACUUAUUUUUUAA
Lactuca saligna is the source of this 1266-nucleotide messenger RNA. Lineage: Eukaryota; Viridiplantae; Streptophyta; Magnoliopsida; Asterales; Asteraceae. The record is from the annotation of a GenBank genome assembly.